ACCAUGGUAGUUUGUGCUACAGAUCUCUUGGCUCUGACCAUUCUUCGUCCUCCUGGGGAAUUAGGUGUGGAUAUUGCAGUGGGGACAUCUCAAAGGCUUGGUGUUCCCUUAGGGUAUGGAGGGCCUCAUGCUGGUUUCUUUGCUUGCAAGACUCCCCUUGUGCGGCUGAUGCCUGGUAGGAUGAUAGGAGUCACAAGGGAUGCUAAUGGCAAAGAGGCAUAUCGAUUGGCCUUGCAGACGAGAGAGCAGCAUAUCCGCCGUGACAAGGCAACCAGUAAUAUCUGCACUGCACAGGCAUUGCUUGCAAACAUGUCUGCAAUGUAUGGAGUUUAUCAUGGAGCAGAAGGGCUCAAGAACAUUGCAAAUCGCAUCCACAAUGCUGCCAUAAUUUUAGCAAGAGGACUUGCAGACUCGGGACACAUCAUUGAAAACGAAUUCUUCUUUGACACAAUUAAGGUUAAUGCAACACUGGCUAUGAGCGAGGUGAGAAUGAGAGCUCAGCAGAAAGAAAUCAAUCUCCGUUACUACAGAGAUGAAACAGUUGGUAUUGCCUUGGAUGAGACUGUGGAAAAAAAUGAUCUUGAUGACCUGUUUUGGGUGUUCAACUGUAAACAUACAACUGCAGAGAAGGUUGCGAAGAAUCUUGAUGGUGUGGUACUUCCCAAGGAGCACAUAUCUAACACAGCUUUCGCUAGGACUUCAGAAUUUCUCACACAUCCAAUAUUCAAUACACACCGUUCCGAGGCCCAGCUGGUCCGAUACAUGAAGAUCUUGGAGAACAAGGAUGUUUCUCUUGUGCAUUCCAUGAUUCCUCUGGGUUCUUGCACAAUGAAAUUAAACAGCACCACAGAGAUGAUGCCAUGCAGUUUCCCACACUUCACGGAGAUCCAUCCAUUUGCACCGCCAGAACAAGCCCUUGGCUAUCGCCUCAUGUUUGAAGAGCUAGAGCAUGAUUUGUGUGAAAUUACUGGCUAUGACAAGAUUUCAUUCCAGCCUAACAGUGGUGCACAAGGAGAGUAUGCUGGACUUCGAGCCAUCAUGUCAUACCUAGAUGCUAGAGGAGAAGGUCACCGAAAUGUUUGUCUGAUUCCCACUUCUGCCCACGGCACUAAUCCUGCCUCUGCCCAGAUGGCAGGAAUGAAGGUUGAGGCGGUCAAUGUGAAUAAGGAAGGAUCAAUUGAUUAUAGCCAUCUUUGUACUAAGCUCGAGAAACAUCGGAAAAAUUUAGCUUGUCUGAUGAUCACUUAUCCAUCUACAAAUGGUGUGUUUGAGGACAAUGUGAAGGAUGUGUGUGAAAUGGUUCAUGAAGCUGGUGGUCAGGUAUAUCUAGAUGGUGCCAAUAUGAAUGCUCAAGUUGGUUUGUGUCGUCCUGGGGACAUUGGUUCCGACGUCUCCCAUCUGAACUUGCACAAGACUUUCUGCAUCCCUCAUGGUGGUGGAGGUCCAGGCAUGGGCCCUAUUGGAGUUAAGCGCCAUCUGGAGCCAUACCUGCCAAGCCAUCCAAUUGUUGAUCCUAUGGCACUGAUGCAGAAGAGAGCUCGUAGCUUUGGUGUGGUUUCUGCUGCACCUUAUGGCUCUGCUGCAAUCCUUCCCAUCUCUUGGGCAUAUGUUAAGAUGAUGGGCCCUAAGGGAUUAAGAGAAGCUACCCAAGUUGCCAUAUUAAAUGCUAAUUACAUGGCGAAACGUCUCGAAAAAUACUAUAAGGUAUUGUAUCGUGGCAAUAAGGGCUUGGUGGCUCAUGAAUUCAUCCUAGACAUGCGUGAAUUUAAGAAGACUGCAGGCAUCGAGGCCACAGAUGUUGCCAAACGUCUUCAGGACUAUGGAUUCCAUGCACCUACUAUGUCAUGGCCAGUUGCUGGAAGUCUGAUGGUGGAACCAACAGAAUCUGAGGACAAGGCAGAACUUGAUCGAUUUUGUGAUGCUAUGAUCUUAAUUAGAGAGGAGAUAAGAGAUCUGGAGGAAGGUAAGAGUGACCCAGAAUGCAAUCCACUCAACAUGGCACCUCAUCCAAUAAUUACUGUGACAUCUUCCAACUGGAACAGGCCAUAUACACGAGAACAAGCAGCUUUUCCCGCUCCAUUUGUGCGACCAGAGACAAAGUGGUGGCCAACAGUCGGUCGCAUUGAUGAUAUAUAUGGUGAUCGCAAUCUUGUCUGUACCUGUCCUCCAAUGGAUGUUUACACUUCACCAUUUGAAGGUUCAUCCUAACACUUCUAUGGAAGAAAGCUUAAAUUGUAGUAAAAACCAGUCUAAUAGUUGAUGUUGUGUCGGAAUACAGUGACUAUAUUGAUGUCAGGUAUGUAGCACAGCUUGCUUCAUGAUCUGCAUGCUCAUUUUAUUCUCUUGUACAAGACAGAACUGGCUUAGCAGUAGAGUUGUAGAUGAGUGGAAUGGGUAGGUGAGAGUUGAACCUUUCUAGCAUGACCAGCAUGCUUACUGCAGUGCUCAUGUAUUAUGUUCUUCAGUACAGGGAUUAGUUCUUGGAUUUCUGCCUUUCAGAAAUAUUACCCAUGAGUAAAUCAAUCAUCUUUUUGCCAAGAAAACAGUUUGGGCUUAAAACCUCAACCUAUACUUAUAGUUAAUUGAUAGAAUGUUUAUACAGAAUAAUGCCAAGCCCCUGAGCUUAGGACUUUCUUCCUCCUUGUUGGGAAUGCUGCCAUGCAUGACAAUGGAAUAAAUAAUAUGCCUAUUCAAAAUUUUGUUUUAUCUUCUGAACACUUUACUAGCAAGAAUUAUACAGUAAAAUAUGCUGGAAGAUUCAGAAAUAUAUUCCAUGUUUUUUUUUUUUUUUAUCUUUUAGGCAAUAUUUCAUAACUAAAUAGGCAUAGCACCCAACAUCAUUAACAAAGGUCUUGAGCUUGGAUGAUUUUACUUUUAUUAUGCCAAUGUUUAGAUGCUUUCCUUGUUUUUCUGGAUUUUUUAUUCAGUAGUUUUUGGAUAUGAAGUAGCUAUAUUUGUUGAAAGAUUUUUUCCCUUUAAUGAAGUACAAUCUCCUAUGGAAUCCAUAGAUGGCUUUUCUGUGAUAAAAAUAAAACAAUUAAGUCCUGCCAUAUCACUGACAAAACUGUACCUGGUAGUUCAGUUUUGUAUUAUCUUUAAAGCCAGUAUAUAGUUUGAUCCUUUUUACUAUUCUUAAGAGCAAGGAAAAGUUCUGCCUGAGGUUUGGAAUCUGGUACAAAGUAGUAUCCAUCUUGUUUUGAUCAGUGGAAGUGGUGUAUAAAUGUUAAUAUACUGUACUAGGAAAAUGCAGGCAUGGUGCACUUUGAGUAGGACACAUAUGCAGCAUUUAGGAAACUGUAUUGCUGAAAUGAUUUUGUGCAGCAGGUUUCUUCAAAUAGAGGUGAUUGUUAUGCUGGAAGAAAUGGAAACAUAAUUUUAUGGUGUUCAGGCUCUUAGCUUUUGAGUUGAAAGCUAUUCAGUCACUUAACAUAAAGUAUAACGUAAAGUAGAAGCAUGAAAAUGAAGACCUGCAUAUGGAACCAAAGGUGAGGGGACAGCAGUUGGAGAUGGCAUCACAGAAGGGUGGGGCUCAAUUUCUCUCAAUCAUAUUUAUCCAAAGUAUCAUGAAAUGCUAGUCCAACUUAUAGGCAUUACCUACGUCCACUGGUGGGCCCCACCCACCCAUGAUGCCAUCUCCAAUUGCUGCCCCUCAUCUCUGGCACCAAUUAAUUCAAGGUUAAAGGACCGAACACCUUAAAAUUACAUCUCUGCUGCCUCCAGUAGGAAAAUCACCUCAGUAUUCAACUGAAGAGGCCUGCUGUGCAGGCAAAACAUUUUGGCAAUUAAGAUACCCAAGUGUUAUUACACGUCUUAUUUAUCAGCUUAUCAAUAUUGUAUAUCAUUAAUGGUAGAUUAAGAUAAUACAAGGCUAAGAGUGCACUGCUGAUAGAAAGGUUAUUGUUCAAGGAUGAGUGUACAGUCAUUGAUUGGCACAUAUUUGUAUUGUAUAUGACUUGUGUACACAGGUUAUGAGAGGUGCUGUGGCAAAAAAAAAAAAAAAUCAUGGGGCUCAAGAGCCUCAUAAGAAAGUAUGGUAACUUGAGUUUCAUAGCCUCAAUCUCCUCCACGUCUGUGUUUUUUGGCAUAGUUUGAGUUUGGUGCUUAUUCUUUUCUGCCACACACCAUGUCAUAUUUUAUGUAAUUCACAGUUUUAAGUCUAGAAAUGGUAGGCACUCUGAGCUCAUAUACCAAACUUUUGAUAAAUUAAAUAAUCAUGAGGUGGUUACAUAUAAUUUUUCCAAAGUGUAUGUGUGAAGAAUUAAGGUCAGGUAAUUAAAGAAUAUCUAUAUAAUGUGAAGAUUUCAUUUUCAGUACAUUGUACAGUUUUCUUAAAGUUAGCUGCAGCUACAGUCUAGAUUUGAAUAAUAGGUUUUUUUAUAAAGUUCUAGCAAUAAAGUUCAAUUUAUGAUGGCUGUUGUGAUGUGAUGACUGACACUCUUAUAUACUGUAUUGAAAGUAAUCUGGUGUAGGUCAUUUUCCCUAAUGACAAAUUUUCAUUGCAAGCUUCAUUCUCUGUCAGAUAUGCCUGUCUGAACAAAGGAUAGUACACUUCUCCCUAUUCCAACAAUAUUAUCAUGGUAGUAUCAUAUAUGCACCAGCUGUAUGUAUACAAAUAUAAAGAGCAUUACUUAAA
Messenger RNA from Cherax quadricarinatus, 4633 nucleotides. Lineage: Eukaryota; Metazoa; Arthropoda; Malacostraca; Decapoda; Parastacidae. The record is from RefSeq and is a predicted model, not a curated record.